This is a messenger RNA of Colletotrichum truncatum, 1755 nucleotides long. RefSeq names its product major facilitator superfamily transporter. Gene Ontology annotation, cellular component: membrane. Lineage: Eukaryota; Fungi; Ascomycota; Sordariomycetes; Glomerellales; Glomerellaceae. Gene Ontology annotation, biological process: transmembrane transport. The record is from RefSeq and is a predicted model, not a curated record. Gene Ontology annotation, molecular function: transmembrane transporter activity.
AUGUCGGAAAAGAAGGGAGAUGGACGUUCACCGUCCCCACCAUCAGAUCUUGAAACUAAAACCGAAACCAAAGUUAUCACAGGACUUGAACAAAAUGAUGAAGAGAUCGAGAGAGAAAGGAACCGCAUCCUCCGCGAGCAGGAGGAGCUUCGCAAGCAAGAUGCUCCGAUCAUCCCAAUCAUGUCUUUUUUCAAGAAAAGAAGUGGCUAUGAUGAGAACGCAAUAGCUACCCAGCCGUCAGUCUAUGAUCAGCCAUCAACCGCCAAAUUCUUCCAGCCGCAUCCGCGGUAUGAAAACCUCCACCGCUUCGAGCCAUCCUUCCGCUGGACUUGGGGUGAAGAGCUUCGGCUGAUCAACAAGCUGGAUUGGAAAAUAACCCUCUUUGCGUGCCUUGCUUUCUUCGCUCUCGACCUCCCCCGUGGAAACUUGAGUCAAGCGAACUCAGCAUCCUUUCUUGAGAGUCUAGGAAUGGACACGAACGAUUACAAUUUGGGAAAUACUGUCUUUCAAAUAUCUUUUCUGUGCGCUGAACUGCCAUCACAGAUGGUUAGCAAGAAACUUGGCCCCGAUCGGUGGAUCCCGUUCAUUAUGUGUUCGUGGAGUCUCGUAUCAGGAUGUCAGUUUUGGCUCAGCGGCAGAACCUCGUUCCUAGUCUGUCGUGCAUUGCUUGGGGUUCUUCAGGGAGGCUUCAUCCCUGAUAUGGUACUGUACCUCACAUACUUCUUCAAGUCAACGGAGCUUCCCUUUCGACUGGCCAUGUUUUGGACCGUUCGGCGAAUCACCGACAUUGUCGCGCCUCUUUUGGCUCUAGGAGUUCUACGUAUGCAUGGCAUCAACGGAUAUGAAGGCUGGCGAUGGCUGUUUCUGAUCGAGGGUAUCCUGACGACCUCAAUCAGUAUUUGGGCAUGGUUUAUGAUGGCCCCAUCUCCGACACAAACUCGUGCGCCCUGGAGAAAAGAAGGCUGGUUCAAUGAACAUGAAGAGAAGAUUCUCGUCAACCGAAUCCUGCGCGACGACCCCUCCAAGGGCGAUAUGCACAACCGUCAAGCCAUCACGCCCAAAUUGCUUCUCAAAUCAUUAGCCGACUGGGAACUUUGGCCGAUUUAUAUCUUCGGGUUGAUUUGGGAGAUUCCGGCUGGCCCCCCUGACCAGUACCUCACCCUGACACUGAAAAACCUGGGAUUCGACACGAACGACACCAAUUUGUUAAGCAUACCGCCUCAGUUUCUCGGUGCUAUCUGCAUGUUGAUUAUGACAUAUCUUUCCGAAAUUUGGGACUCCAGAGCGCUGUUUGGUGCCUUCACUCAGCUCUGGUAUCUGCCCAAUCUGAUUGCCAUGGCAGUUCUCCCGGCAGACAGUAGUCCCUGGGUACAGUACGCAGUUGUUACAGUUCUAUUAUCCUAUCCGUCUCCGCAUGCCAUGCAUGUCUCUUGGGCUUCUCGAAACUCACACACUGUCCGUACAAGAGCUGUAUCCGCGGCUUUGUAUAACAUGAUGGUACAACUUGCCCGUGUCAUCUAUUCCAACAUUUACAGAGAAGAUGAUAGACCCGAGUAUCGUCGUGGUAAUCGAGUUUUGGUUGGGAUAUGUUGUAUGAACAUCUGCAUCUACCUUCUCGCAAAAUUAUUCUACAUGUGGUGCAAUAAAAAGAGAGAGAAGGAAUGGAGUUCGAUGACAGAAGAGGAGCGCAAUCAUUACUUGGAAACAACCAAGGAUCAAGGCAGCAGCAGGAAAGAUGUCCGCUUCAAGCAUUAG